AUGCCAAAAGUUAUUAGAAGUCCAUUCUACUGGUGCGAAAGAAGCCCGAUGACAAAGUAUUCAGUUCUGGUGUUAUCCGUAAGGAAAUCGGACAGAGCGAAGAGGAUCGCGAAAGAAAUUGCAUCGUUGAGAAAUAACCUCCCACUUGAGGCAAGCAACAGCAUAUUUGUAUGCAUAGACGACAGUCGCUGUGAUAUCAUGAAAGUGCUCAUAACAGGGCCAGAUGAGACUCCAUAUCAAAACGGUUGCUUCGAGUUCGACCUUUUCUUUCCGGCCAACUAUCCGUUCUCACCACCGAAAAUGACUUUUCUGAGCGGUGGCGAUGUCAGAUUCAACCCGAAUCUGUACCAGGACGGAAAAGUAUGCCUAAGUAUCUUGAAUACAUGGGAAGGAAGACCUGAGGAGAAGUGGAGUCAGUUUUGCACCUUACUUCAACUGCUGGUAUCAGUGCAAGUAAGGCAAAUUUUCGUUUAAUU
Soboliphyme baturini is the source of this 476-nucleotide messenger RNA. The record is from the annotation of a GenBank genome assembly. NCBI's taxonomy places the organism in Eukaryota, Metazoa, Nematoda, Enoplea, Dioctophymatida, Soboliphymatidae.